AUGGAGAUCUUUUAUAACGGUCUCAAUGCUCAAACUCGAAUGGUGGUGAAUUCAUCAGCAAAUGGGGCACUUCUUGACAAGUCCUACAAUGAAGCUUAUGCGAUUCUAGAGAGGAUAGCCAACAAUGACUAUCAAUAUCCAAUCAGCAGGGAUACUACAGGAAGAAGAGUAGUUGGGUCCUAUGAAGUAGAUGCAUUGACUGCUAUUACAGUCCAAGUGUCUUCUUUAGCCAACAUGGCCAAGUCCAUGAAAAUGUCAGGAGAAGCUCAACAAGUGAAAACAACAACUGUUUCAUGUGUAUACUGCAGAGAUGAUCAUUUAUUUGAAGAAUGCCCUUCUAACCCAGCAUCAGUGUGUUAUAUGGGUAAUUUCAAAAGGGGAAACAAUCCCUACUCCAAUUCUUACAAUCCUGGGUGGAAGCAGCAUCUGAAUUUUUCUUGGAGUAACCAAGACUCAAGCUCAUCAAGUAGACCUAACCGAGCAACCCCACUACUUGGUUACCAACAAACAAACCCACUUCAAAAACUAGUAAACCAGGAGCAGAAAAAUGCACUCAAAAUCAUGCUAAAAGAGUAUAUUGCAAAGAAUGAAAUGGAGAUUCAAAAUCAAUCCGCCAUGAUUCAAAACCAAGUAGCGUCUUUGAGGAAUCUAGAAAAUCAAAUGGGGCAGCUUGCUAAUGCUCUAAAUAACAGAUCCCAUGGGACUUUGCCUAGUGACACGGAGAAGCCAAGGCAUGAAGGGAAUGAGCAUUGCAAGGCAAUCGCUCUUAGGAGUGGGAAAGAGCUGGAGAUGCCAAAAGACAAGUCUAAGAAGCAUGGGGAGCCCUCUUCAAUCCAACCAGAAGAAAAGGAGGAAAAUGGCGUGAAAGAUUCAACAAAUCAGCACUCUGUUGAAAAUUUUGCUGUAGCAACAAAGCAGAAUAGCCAUGAUCAGCAAAAAGUCAAUUUGUCACCACCAUUCCCUCAGAGAUUCCAAAAGCAGCAACAACAUAAGCAAUUUGGCAAGUUUCUUAAUGUAUUGAAGCAACUCCACAUCAACAUACCUCUUGUGGAAGCCUUGGAGCAGAUGCCAACUUAUGCAAAGUUUAUGAAAGACAUGCUUACGAAGAAAAGAAGGUUUGGAGAAUUUGAAACUAUGGCACUCACAAAAGAAUGCAGUGUGAUUUUGCAAAGUAAGCUACCACCCAAGUUAAGUGACCCUGGAAGUUUCACAAUUCCCUGCUCCAUUGGAGACACCUACUGUGGAAGGGCUCUAUGUGAUCUCGGUGCAAGUAUAAAUUUGAUGCCAAUGUCAUUUUUCAAGCAAUUGGGCAUAUGUGAAGCAAGGCCAACCACGGUUACACUUCAAUUUGCUGACCGCUCGUUUGUUUACCCCGAGGGAAAAAUUGAAGAUGUCCUUGUACGGGUAGAUAAGUUCAUCUUCCUUGUGGAUUUUAUCGUGCUUGACUAUGAGCCCGAUAAGGAGGUGCCAAUCAUCUUAGGCAGGCCAUUUCUUGCUACAGGCAGGACGUUGAUUGAUGUACAAAAAGGAGAGCUCACAAUGAGGGUUCAUGAUGAGCAGGUCACAUUUAAUGUGUUCAAGGCUAUGCAAUUUUCAGAUGAUGUGGAAAAGUGUGCAGCUGUGAGUAUUUUUUAUGUUGUUGUGAAUGAAGAAAUCCAAAAGAUGUGCUGCAAGGAUGCAUUUCAAGUGUCUUUGUUUGGCAUUUUUGAUGAGGAUAACGGAGAGGACAAUGCUCAAGUGACGUGGGUGGGAACCAAGCAACAUGGAGAUAAUGGGAAGAGGCUGUUUGAAUCAUUAGAAUUAACUGAGGGAGUGUUUAAACGAGUCAAGCCAUCUAUUAAAGAAGCACCAGUGUUGGAGUUAAAACCUCUUCCUUCACACUUGAGGUAUGCUUACCUAGGAGAGGGAAGCACCUUACCCGUGAUUAUUUCAUCCUCUUUAGAUUCGAAGCAAGAGAAGUUGCUGCUGGAGCAACUCAGUUGA
Messenger RNA from Morus notabilis, 1983 nucleotides. RefSeq lists its product as uncharacterized. The coding region runs from base 1 to 1983 and encodes 660 amino acids. The transcript has a single exon. The record is from RefSeq and is a predicted model, not a curated record. NCBI's taxonomy places the organism in Eukaryota, Viridiplantae, Streptophyta, Magnoliopsida, Rosales, Moraceae.